AUGAGCGAAAGCCACCGAUUCAGCGACCAGACGCACGGGGUAGGCGUAGCAGCCAUGUUCCCAGACCAAGUGAAGCAAAAAACAUUUCUCCUAGCAGGCCUCAAAAAAGGCGAUUUAGCCGCAACAACAGCCGACGCCCUCGCCUACGGCGGCGCAGGAAAAAUCAUAUUCAUAGGCCUCUCCCAGCGAGAACUCCAACCAGUAAUCGACCACCUCAACCGCAAACACCGCAAUGUGAAGAUGCUUUUCGUCCCCACCGAUACGGCCAGCCUAUCUUCAGUCCGUGAUGCAGCGAAUACUAUUAAGAAGAUGGGCGUGUCUAUCGACGGCUUCGUUGGGUUUCCGACGGUUAUGGCUGUGCCCUGGGAGCUAACAGAAGAUGGAAAUGAAUCCCAUUUCCAGCAGAACUACCUCGCCUAUUUCCUUUUAAUUCGACUGUUGUUAGAUUGUAUGUCGCCGACUUCUAGGGUUGUUCUUGUUACGGCGAGUUUGCGGACAGAGGCGUCUGCGCCGACGUGGGAGGAUGUAGGGUUUGCUGGUGGUGAGACGUAUCAUUGUCUCGACGGGUUUGCACAAUCUAUGCUGGCGAAUAUCCAGUUCGUCAAGUCUCUUGCGAAAAUAGGCAAGGAUCGAUCCAUAUCUGCGUUUUCUGCAAACCCAGGAAACACAAAAGCCAACGUCCAGACAUACGUCGCAUGGGAGGAGAUAUCCUCCUGGUUGCAACGGCGAAAAGAAGCGGGUGAAGACCUUCCAAUCCUAUUGCAACAAGCGCCGAAAUCUCUCGCUCAGGGUAGUGCCACUGUACUGCGUGGAUUGCUAGACCCAGACUUGGAAGAAUCGUCUGGCGCCUUUCUAGAUCAUUGCCAAGCCGUCACUUUACCGUAUCUUGACUUUCCGGCGGGCGAGGAGAGUGCAGAGGCGUUGUGGCGCCGUAGCCAAGAGUUGGUCGAGGCGUUUCUUGGCUAA
This is a messenger RNA of Penicillium arizonense, 966 nucleotides long. Its product is annotated as putative oxidoreductase, short-chain dehydrogenase/reductase family. The transcript has 6 exons. Bases 1 to 966 code for a protein of 321 amino acids. The record is from RefSeq and is a predicted model, not a curated record. NCBI's taxonomy places the organism in Eukaryota, Fungi, Ascomycota, Eurotiomycetes, Eurotiales, Aspergillaceae.